UAUCAAUCCAUUCGGUUCAAGGUUCAAUUUUGCUGAAACCCGAGUGUGUCGGUAGCUCCACCCCUGUUCUGACGUCACACCCCCUCUACACACACACACAUACACACACAUCUCCCACGGCACGGACAGACGCAGCCUCCUUGUGCAGAACACUCCGGUGGACUUAAACUUCAGGACUGGGACAAGAGAUUUAAUUUGAUCACGUUUUUUACUAGAAUCUGAAAAAUGAAGAAACCAGAACCUAAGAUGAAAAGCAUUUGAAAGAGGCUCGGGCCACCACGGCUGCCCAUCCAAUGGUCAGCAUGACGAGCGGCGAUCACCUCCUCCCUCGCUGCAAGUCUGAAGGGAUGCUCAAGGACCUGGGCCAGGGCUGUCUAGCCAGCCUCUCGCAAGUCAAAGGUCAUGAUGAAAUGUUCUCUUUAGUGCCUUCUCCCAGUGCCUUAAGACUGGACACGUCUACCUCAUAUGGAGCCGCACAGGAAGUGGUGGCCAUCAAGGAUUAUUUGCCCACCAGUUUAGUCAGCCUGAAAUUCUCCAAAGGCGAUCGACUUUUUGUUCUGGACACGUCGGGCGGCGAGUGGUGGUACGCACACAAUAACAGGGAGAUGGGCUACAUCCCCGCUGCUUGUGUCAAACUGCUCAACAUCAGGAAUUGUUCGCUUAGUGAUAGCGGAGUGAUCGACAGUCUUGGAGAGGAAGAGGAGCUGCCGAAGGACUUUGAAGGCUUAGGAGAGUGGAGAGCUAACGACUAUCCGUUUUGCGAAAACCCCUCUGCGCAUCCCUUAGACCAAAACCGCCAACGUGUGACAAACUCUGCUGAUUUGAUUGUUUUUGAUACAUUUGCAAAUCCAAGCCACUCCAACAGUGACACCAAGAAUAUUAAUUUUAGCGGCCUCGGUUGUCCCGACCGAGCGGAGCAACACCUCCACAGGGAUAAUCCUCUUUUAAGGAGUAAACGUUCCCAGAGUCUUUCCCAACUCUGGCUUCUACAAGCUCAAUCAAAUCCGAGCAUUCCUUCCUCUUGUUUCUUCACGGGCCUGAAGGCGCCUUCGCCGGAGCAGUUUCAGAGCCGCGAGGACUUCCGAACGGCUUGGCUCAACCACCGAAAACUGGCCAGGUCUUGCCAUGACCUGGAAUCCUUAGGCCAGAGUCUGGGGUGGGGUCAGACCCAACCCGUCGAGACCAGCAUUAUGUGUGGCUUGGAUAGCGGAGGAGGUGUGGUUCAGCUGCCGGACACCAACAUCACCCUGCACGUUCCUGAAGGGCACGUUUGCCACGGCGACCAUCAGCAGAUCUCCAUGAGAGCCUUACUGGAUCUUCCCUUGGAGCUCAACAACGACAGCUGCUCCACUGUCAGCCCGGUGGUGGAGAUCAAGCUGAGCAACAUGGAGACCAAGUCUUUUGUCACUUUGGAGAUUCAAGUGUCAGUCGCUGUAAAAACGGAGAGCGACCACUCCGCCGAGAUACUUUGUGUUCGGAGCGACAGCAAAGAUGGACCCUACGCGCCCAUUCCGACUUGUUACAUUUAUAAGGAUAUGGUCCAAGUGCGCCUGGACAGUCUUGAGUCGUGCAUGUACGUGGCGGUUGUGGUUCGGUCACUGAACAUCAGUCACGGCGUGAGCGUGUGGGACCACAUGCAGAGAAAGGUCACGCUCGGGGUUUACGGACCCAAGCACAUCCACCCUACUUUUAAGACCGUCGUGGCCGUGUUUGGCCAUGACUGCGCCCCGAAGACCUUACUGCUGAGUCAGGUGGGUCGCUUAGCUUGCUCCACCCCUGCAGUCAGCCUCCAGUUGUGGGGGAAGCAGCUUUUUAGCCUGAGGUCCCCACAGGAUCUCCAGGUAGGGCUGUACCCCAACGUAGCCCACUAUCAGGUAAAAGCUUGCGACGGCACCGGCCUCGUCCGGGGAUUUCAACUGAAACUGGGCAAGGUCGGCCGACUGGUUUACGUGAUGUCUUCGCGCGACCCCAAUGUCGUCUCAGACUUUACUCUCAGGGUCCAAGUCAAGGACACGCUGGACUGCACCCUUACCCAGUUCUGCAUCCAAACGCCGCCACCGGCGCCAAAGUCCGAAGGGAGGACGACGGGCCAGAGGAGAUUCUUGAAAAAAAACGAGGUGGGUAAGAUUACCCUGUCGCCGCUGGCUGUCACCUCCAAAUACCCCAAAUUUCAGGAGCGCCUUAUAACCAGCCUAAAAUUCGGCAAGCUGAUUAAAACGGUAAUACGGCAGCACAAGAGCAACUACCUGCUGGAGUACAAGAAAGGUGAUGUCAUCGCCCUGCUCAGUGAGGAGAAGAUCAAGCUCAGAGGGCAGCUGCGCACUAAAGAAUGGUACAUCGCAUUCUAUCAAGGCAAGACGGGGCUGGUCCACGCCAAGAACGUUUUGCUUUUGGGAAAAGUCAAGCCCAUUCAUUGGUGUGGGCCGGAUUUAACGACCACGACGCUGCUGGAGCAGAUCCUCAAACCGUGCACAUUUCUGACAUACAUUUAUGCCACCGUGAGGACCCUUCUGAUGGAGAACGUGUCAAACUGGGGAGCGUUUGCCGACGCGCUGGGCUACGGGAACUUGCCGCUGGAUUACUUCUGUCGGACCGAGCUGGACAGCGAGCCAGAGAAGGUAGCGUGUGUUCUGGAGAAACUCAAAGAGGAGUGCACCAAUGCGGAGAGCAAGGGGAGGAAGUCCUUUCAGAGGGAGCUCAUGAUGGGCUUGCUCAAGAUGGACUGCCAGGGUCUUGUUGCCAGAUUGGUUCUGGACUUUGUCCUGCUAACCACGGCGGUGGAGGUGGCAUCCCGCUGGAGGGAACUUGCAGAAAAACUGGCCAGGGUGUCCAAGCAGCAGAUGGAGGCUUACGAGGCACCGCACCGGGAUAAAAGCGGCGUGCUGGACAAUGAGUCCAUGUGGAAACCAGCAUAUGACUUCCUGCUGACGUGGGCGGCGCACGUAGGGGACAGCUAUCGGGAUGUCAUCCAGGAGCUUCACGUUGGUCUGGACAAGAUGAGGAACCCCAUCACCAAGAGGUGGAAGCACCUGACCGGCACCCUCAUCCUCGUCAACUGCCUCGACAUCCUCCGAAGUGCCGCCUUCUGUCCCACCGGCUAUGGCGACUUUGCCGUCUGAUCUGCCAUAGUUGCCGGUUAAGCGUUUGCGCCUCGUGAGGAAAAGCGGUUUGUAAAAUGAAUGAAUGAAUGAUUGAGCAGGCAGAUUCUGAGUUCCAAACUUAAACUCGGCUUUUUAUUGUG
Messenger RNA from Syngnathus acus (greater pipefish), 3241 nucleotides. Its product is annotated as SH3 domain-binding protein 4-A-like. The record is from RefSeq and is a predicted model, not a curated record. The transcript has 5 exons. Lineage: Eukaryota; Metazoa; Chordata; Actinopteri; Syngnathiformes; Syngnathidae. Gene Ontology annotation, molecular function: protein binding. The coding region runs from base 294 to 3119 and encodes 941 amino acids. Gene Ontology annotation, cellular component: cytoplasm.